CUGUUUGUUAUUGUUAUUUUUUCCUCUGUCAACGUUGCCGUGCCCUGCCGGAUCGUUGAGUCAUUUUUUCGGAAAAUAAGAAAAGCACAACUGUUCCCGAAGUUAGUUGUUUUACUAAAUAAAAGGCAAAAUCGUAAUCUAAAAUGGUGGAAUCUGUAGCAGAUGAGUGCAAAAAUCCUGACGAUGGGCCGCAGAAUGUUUUGGAUGCCUUUGCCGUACAGGAUCGGACACGGGUGUUCGAAAUGAUUCGGCAGCUUCCGGCAUCUGAAUUGGCGAAUGAAGAUAGAUUCGAGGAAGCUUAUCAAGAAUAUUCGGAAAUACUUGGCAAAUAUCAAGAGCAGCCGCAUCUUCUGGAUGGAAGCUUAGAAGAGCUGGUGCACGCUAUUUUAGCUCACAUUCUUGACCAGGAACGAAGUCAGUUAGUGAAGCAUAAAGCCGCAAAAUAUUUAUACCAGAUAUGCAAGGUUCGUACAUUCAAAGCUUUUCAAAAAUAUCUUCCGCACGAGAUUCGACAUUUGAGCUUCGUACUCGGAUAUUUGGAACGUCAAGAUCUGGAAGACUGGCAGAACUGGGAAACACGCUUUUUAUGUUUGCUAUGGCUUUCGAUUUUAGUAUUAAAUCCUUUCGACUUGAGCCGAUUGGACAGUGACGUUGGCGGCCGAGGGACGAUGGAACGAAUAUACGAGGUUUGUCGAAUAAACUGCUUCAAGGAAGAUACUUGCACACCGAUUGCAGCUUAUUUGACUGCAAAAUUCCUAAUCAGACAGGAUGUGAAGAAGGUAUAUUUGGCGGAAUUCCUAGAUUGGGCCAAGGCACCCGAUAUUGUUGUCGAUCCUAAGAUAGGUACACUUCUUGGAAUUGCGUGUGUGUUGAAGCAUGGGAAACGUGAGGACCUUUUGCCAUACGCCGAGAAUCUUGCAAACUGGAUUUUGCAUCUGGACUUCGAACAAAUAUCCAAGAAUUUCAAGGUCUAUAAAAUCUGCAUUAAAAUUAGCCAGCGAAUUGGAAUGGUCCUCCUUCCUCCUCGAAUCGCCAAGUGGCGCUAUCAGCGAGGAGCAAGAUCGCUUUUGGCGAAUGUGCAUAAACCUGUAACAGUUGCUUCGCUUCAAAGAGAAUCUCCAAAACCAGAUGAAUCUUCACCGGAUGAAGCAGAUGAUGAUGAAGAGGUUCCAGCGGAAAUUGAAGAGAUUAUUGAAAGGCUUUUGCUAGGAUUGAAGGGUAAUGCCACCAUAGUACGGUGGAGUUCUGCCAAAGGUAUUGGCCGUAUUACAAAUCGGCUACCGAAGGAUCUUGGUGAUGAAGUUGUUUCAUCGGUUAUUGAGCUUAUCAAUCCCUUGGAGCAGGAUGACGCUUGGCAUGGAGCAUGUUUAGCGUUGGCAGAAUUGGCUCGACGUGGCCUACUGCUUCCGGCCCGUCUCACGGAAAUUAUACCAUUGUUGAUGCAAGCACUGGUUUAUGAUGAAAUUCUCGGAUAUCGAAACGUAGGUCAGAACAUUCGGGACGCCGCUUGCUAUAUGUGCUGGGCCUUUGCAAGAGCAUUUCAUCCGACUAUCUUACAACCCUUUGUCGAGCAAAUCUCCUCUGCCUUGUUGGUAACGGCUGUUUUUGAUCGCGAAAUUAACUGCCGCCGGGCAGCAUCGGCUGCAUUCCAGGAAAGCGUAGGGCGGCUAGGGAACUUUCCGCAUGGAAUCGACAUAUUGACGAUGGCAGAUUUCUUCUCAGUAGCUGUACGUAGUAAUGCUUUUCUACAAAUAAGUGACUUCAUUGCACAAUUUGAAGAGUAUAGACGAAAGCUAAUUGAUCAUCUCACCACUCGUAAAAUCAACCACUGGGACACGAAUAUCCGUGAGCUGUCCGCUCAGGCGUUAAGUAACUUUUCCAAACGGGAUCCUGAUUAUAUGUGUAGCACAGUUUUGCCAAAAUUGUAUGACAUGACAGAAACAACAGAUCUGAAUGCUCGUCAUGGAGCAACACUGGCCAUCGGAGAAAUUGUUCUUUCAUUGCGAAAGUUACAGGGCGCAGACCAAAUUAAUCAAUCAUACAUCAAUGGACAAAUUGUUGAGCGUGGUGGACAAUUAGUGAUAAAGUUUCGACAGCGCGGGCAAUUUAAGGGUAUGAGCGGAACUUACAUGAAGCAUGGCUGUGCAAGUUUUAUCCAAAAUUGUAGCGAGGCAGAACUUCCACUCAAUGUUGAACAGAUUGAAUCCUGGCAGCUUCUGUUGGAUGAAUCAAUCAUUGAUGAAAAAACUACUACAAGGGAGCUUGCGGUGUGUGCCUUUUCAGCUUUCUGCACUGCAUAUUACCGUUCUGAGAAUCCACUCAAACUAACUGGUCUAAUUGACAACUAUAUUAAAGUCCUUCGUGAAACUAAAGUCGAGCCUAAAGCACAGGGUAUUGCUUCCGCACUCGGGGCUUUGCCUAAGUUUAUGUUGGAACUUAGGCUCGCAGAAAUUUUGAACGUUAUUGACGAGAAAACAGUAUUGCCGGAAAUGUUUGCCGUUGGUUAUAACCAUUCGGAAAUGCGACGAGAUUGCAUUAAAGCUUUGGCUAACAUUGUGCAAACAGUUAAUUUCACAGACGAAAAACUAGAUCUCGCAAAAGUUUACAAAAUUUAUAUGAGAGCUUUAGAAGAGUAUGCUAUUGACAAUCGUGGAGAUAUAGGUUCGUGGGUACGCGAAGCGGGAAUUCAUGCAUUGCAUCAGUUUUUGACAUCCUGUCCUCCGAGUUUGUUAACAGCGGAAAUGGUUAACAAAUGCAUGGUCGCUAUCGCUAAACAAUCGGUUGAAAGAAUCGAUAAAAUUCGAGCUGUUGCAGGAAAGAUAUUCGUUUCAUUAAUUUACCAUCAACCAGUAGUCCCACACAUUUCACACAAGGAUGAACUGAAGAAGAUAUUCCCUGAGGAUACCACGGAAAUCCUGUGGUUGUUUCCACAUAACACAUUCCCACUUUUUAUACAGUUGCUAAAUUUCCCAGAAUAUAUGAACAGUGUAGCAGAAGGACUGAUAUUGUCGGUUGGAGCUCCCACCGAAUCACUACAUAGCUGCGCUGCUAAAAUUAUGAACGAUUAUCUGAAAACUCAUGAAGAUUUUAUUCCUCACUUUGGAGAGACUGUCUUGAAAAUUCUUCAAGAAAAAACUGUUAAAGAUACGUUAUUCAUGACAUCCACUUUCCAGUUUAUUGCCGAAUUGCUGUCGUCGUCAACGAACUCACGAUUACUGCUGAAUGAUGAAUCCUCACCAUUUCCUGAGGCCAUUUUUACUGUUGUUAACGAUCUGGUUACCCACAGUAAAAAGUUCUUCAAUUCUAUACCCGUGUACUGCGCGCUUAUGCUUGCACCACGUAUAUGCAAGCGUGUUCUCAGCAAGCUAGUGAUGUAUUUAGGUAUGCUGUGUGUCAAUAUCCGACGUGAAACUGCCCUCAAAAUGUAUGAAACAUUGUUGGUGUACGGUGAUCAAACUUGCAUUCCGGAAGAAAACUUGGAUGAAGUUUUGUCCAGCUUGAGUGAGGAGAAAUGGGAUGGAGAGCUGGAGGAGGCCAGGAAAAUCAGGAAUCAGCUCUGUGUUUUGUUGGGAAUCAAACCACCAGUGACGAGGGCUCGAAAAUGAAGAUUGACCGCUUGUGCUUAGAGCGGUAGUUUAUUACCGUUUGCUUAUUCGAACAUGGCAAAUGCCAUUCGCAUUUAUAAUCUAGUUAACUUUUGCACACGCUUCCGAUCAUAUGUUGAACGUAUGUUUAUUUGAUCAAAUGAUAAGGCACGUUUGGUUAGUUAUAUAAUAGACCUACUAAUUGUGUAUUCAGUUAUAAAAGCUUUUAAAAAACAUAACAGAAAUUUCAAAGGAAUAACAUAGCCGAAUUCCAACAACUGUUGAUGUACUCUAUUUUUUAGUUGAAAAAAAAAAGAGUUAUAAGUUACGUUUUGUUCAAUUUACCAGAAAUAUUUAAGAUUGCAUUGAGAUUGUUAUUUAUGUCUGAGGAAGCCGACAAGAUAAAAUUAUAGUUUACGAUACGAUACUUCAGUAAAAACAGUGGUAAGGCAAACUGAUUAAGGCAUCUCCAAUACUACCCGUUCUAAAAUAUAAUGCAUUCGCCUAUCAUCGUUCUCAUAUGAAUUGUUGGGGUUAUACCAGGCUGGACUUUUAAGUGACAAUACGACCACCGCUCAUAUCUACGGAUUCAAGAAUAGAUUGACGCAAUACAGCGUGGUGCAGAAUAGUGUGCGUGGUUUGAAUUUUAGAGCACUCAAGUUUUUCAGAAUCACUUGCGACUACUAUUUUUCCGAAAGUGGUACGCUUUUAGCAUAGUUACUUGGCUUCACUGUCUAAGACAUUUUUUAUGUGUAGUUUAUUCCCUCUUACAAAACUUGCUUCGAAAUUGAACGUGAAGUAAUAAUACAGUGCGCCUCCAUUGAAUGAAAAAAGUGAUCGCGCGAUCGUUUGUUUGCUAUUAUUCACUUGUUCACGGCCGAAAAAUGGUAUUACGUAUUUACCUGAGAGUAUUUACAAUUUAAUUUGAACUGUAUAAAUGAGCACUAUAACAUUUGAAUCUGAUGCGAACGGAAACGAAAAUAAUAAAA
This is a messenger RNA of Wyeomyia smithii (pitcher-plant mosquito), 4573 nucleotides long. RefSeq names its product tubulin-specific chaperone D (gene TBCD). Gene Ontology annotation, biological process: tubulin complex assembly; bicellular tight junction assembly; post-chaperonin tubulin folding pathway. Gene Ontology annotation, molecular function: GTPase activator activity; beta-tubulin binding. Gene Ontology annotation, cellular component: lateral plasma membrane. Lineage: Eukaryota; Metazoa; Arthropoda; Insecta; Diptera; Culicidae. The record is from RefSeq and is a predicted model, not a curated record. The transcript is spliced from 3 exons. Bases 144 to 3605 code for a protein of 1153 amino acids.